Gaeumannomyces tritici R3-111a-1 is the source of this 294-nucleotide messenger RNA. RefSeq lists its product as hypothetical. The record is from RefSeq and is a predicted model, not a curated record. Lineage: Eukaryota; Fungi; Ascomycota; Sordariomycetes; Magnaporthales; Magnaporthaceae. Bases 1 to 294 code for a protein of 97 amino acids. The transcript has 2 exons.
AUGGAUCUCGUAGGCUCGGCUUUGAAGUUCGAGUUCGAGGCCAACAACGAGCUCGUAAAUGUCUCGGGUAGAGAAGAUACGUUUAUUCAACCUUUCCCCGAUGUAUGGGCCGGCCGUAACGAGAUUGUCGAUCAUCUUUCCGCCACAAUCUUUCAGAUCUUUAAUCUUGAGAGUCAGACCAAGAGCGAUGAGGUCUCUACAACCGAGUUUUUUCAAGCUGUUUUGUUUUGCUUCAGCAAUUGUGUCAGGAGGCUGGUGAAAGACGAAGCGCACUAUUUUCUCCAGGUUAUUUAG